CAGCUCGAAGCCUGCCAAUCACACGAUUAGAUAAUCAACAAGCACCUCGCACGUGACCAGUGUACCACUAGCGCGUCCCAAUGCAACGCGACUGACGCUCACUGCAGCUGGGAUGGGAGGCUCUCAUGACCAGUAUUGCGCUUGAUGCGACGUCCGCCCAUUGCCUGCCAGCGAGCAGUGCAAUCGCUCCAAGCGCCUGCCUCGCAGCACAUCUGGGUUCCUGACGAAGUCCUGUCGCUGGCCGUCAAUCGAUUUUUCCACCGCACCUGUCCGCAACAAAAGCGCCAUGGCAGCAGCGUCCCUGGGCCAUUGGAGGCCAGGAAGAGGGCUGCAAAGCGGCGUAUGACAGCUUCAGCUGGCUACAGCCCACAGGAGAGCUUCCCGGCUUCUUUCACCCUUGGAGCGCUGUUUGGCUACCGCUCGAAGCCCCAGCAUUCUUGGAGAUACGAACCGCCAUCUCUACCGACGGAUGCGCCGCUAUGGAAUAUACCCCCUCCAAUUGGGGUAAAUGACCAGUCCGAUGAAGUACGACCUACUGAUGUGAGCUCAAUCGAGCACGGCGUACCAUUGUCCCUCGCACAUCAAUUCCGAACCCCCGCAGAAACGCAUGAAGACUCUAUCGAUUUCGAACCUGUCAGUCAAAGCCUAUCGAACGCGCAAGCCAAUGGGCAUACCUCAGUUGCAGAUGAUUUGGAACAAUGUCUGGAGGGCUUCAAGGCUACCUUCGUAGCCCCGCAGGGCGGUCUUCACGGUCUCUCAAUGAGGGAAGCUUUCGAGCAACACUUGCCAGCUACGCCAUUCCUAUGGAAAUACUACACUGCCGUACUCCAAUAUGUGCGCCAAACGGGAUGCAAUGCCGACCCCGUACUGAAGUGUCUGUUGCGGCAAGACGGGCGGUUACUUCGCAUAGUCAACCCACUCCAGUCCAUAAAUGAAUGUGCAGAGUUCAUGGAUUGUCUGGACCUGACCUCAAAGCGAGCCUCAGGCCGUCGUAUCUUUCGAAUCAUAGCGGAAAUGGCUGGAGAAUUCAGGCGAUCAUCCACAGAAGCUCACGAUAUCAUGUUGCUGCGUCUUAUCGAACACACUGGGCUUCAGGUUCCGCACACCGAUUCAAAAGAAGUGGCCGCCGCGACUACGAUGUUGCUGAACGCACUGGCAUUGAAGUUGAGCGAAAGUGUCGAGAACAAAAUAUUGCUGUCGCACUUCGCUCAGCCAGCUAAGGUCCGAGGUGUCAUUCUCUCAACGGUCGAUAGCGCUGCUGAUGAAGAUGGGAGUUUUGCAAGUGCAGAGCGUGCGUUGUUUUACAUGCCACGCCAGCAGUUGCUUGCGCUGGUACCCGACAUCACCUCGCGCCUUGUAAACCCGACCAGAGGCAAGCAUUACUCUGCUGAUUCAUUGAAUACAUAUCGCUUGGAGAAAUGGUUUCGACUGCUCCACCAAGUAGAUAUCAAGGCGAACACUGAUAACGCCCUGCUCAACGCCGUCUUGGUAUCACUUGCAAAGGCGAUGUAUCAUCACGACACGAAACCCAUGGUUCCAGCAGAAUAUUUCGUCAAAGCCUUGCUCUUGCAUCAACACCUUGAUGGGCAAAUGCUGUCACCGGCCAAUGAACCGCGCCGUGUUCAAACACUCUUUGCAGACGUCCUGCUUCAGAUGCAAGCACAACCUGAGCAGUAUACUGCAUUUCUGAACCUGGCAUUGCCACUUAUUGCUAAGCAUGCUGGAUUGCACGUUCUCCUGUGCUGCCUUCAGACAAUGAACAAACAGAAGCUUCCGCUGUCUACCCAAAUGAAUUUCGAUUCGUUCAUUGCGGACAGGAUUGCUGUACUCCACACCUCGACAGCAAAACUCGCAGAGAGCCAGAUACAGAAGCGGGCUUUUGCCUUACAGGCUUGCGAGAAGCUGCUCCAUGUCCUCAGCCGUAUGGGCUGCGCGUUGCCGGCAAGGACGAAAGAGGUCGCUACUCUGUCAGGAACCCGUCAGUUCAACAACGUGUUAGUUCACGCCAGAGAUAAUCACGCGCUUCCCAUCGUCUAUCGCGACCUCACUGCCGAUAUAUCUCUGAUGGAGCGCGUCGCAUUGGUACAUCAACUUGCCCACCAUUAUGCUCAAGAUACAACUCGUUCUCAUCGCGAAGUGUGGCGUUCCAUCUACUACCUGUACAAAUUCCUGCUAUCGAACUCCCUUCCAAUCGGCCCUCUCUUCACCAAGGCGGUUGUACACUCUUCGAUCACUCGGCCUCUGUUAGAGAAUCGAUUUGUCAGUGCCAGACGCUUGAUCUGGGUAUGCCAUCUCGUGGCGCGAGUCGAAGGAAACGAAGUGGCUGCGCAAGUAGAGAAGCGCUUCUUCGUGUGGCGAGGGGAUCUCAUCGGUCGUGCUAAGCGGGUCUAUGUAAGUGUCGGUGGGAGCAAGCAUGACCACGCGCACGUGGGGACCAUGAAAAGACUGGGCCUGAUAUGAGGAAUGAUAAAAUUACGGCUGUGGAACAAGCCUGGUGAUUUUGUAGCGAUAUACCCUUUCCAGAUACGAAUGAACACAUAAGUCACACACGUCUGCUCG
Molecule: messenger RNA, 2559 nt
Organism: Boeremia exigua
Lineage: Eukaryota; Fungi; Ascomycota; Dothideomycetes; Pleosporales; Didymellaceae
Exons: 2
Source: RefSeq, a predicted model, not a curated record